AUGUAUCAUCCAAAAAAUCCAUAUCUGCACCUAUACCCUCCACCACCGCAUCCACCGCCGCCCAAAGAUCUCUCAUCUUCACCGGAUCCCCGUCGAUCCCUACAGUUUCGUGAAUUUCAUAAGAAACAUUUUGUCAACAAUAGGGAAUUUUUUCAAUUUGCGUUGAAUCCAAAACCGUUCAACUCUCAAAGGACAGAUUGUGCAGGGGCUUUUGAUUGGAACCAAAAUGGAUAUGGAUGGAAUGAAUACGAGGGGUAUUAUGGCGAGGAGGGGAAUGAAGAAUGGAUAGGGGAAGAGGGAGAGUAUGACGAAUGGGACGGCGAAGUAUGGAAGGAAGAAGGAGAAAAUGAAGAAGAGGGAAAAGUGGAAUUUGUACUGAGCGAUGAAAUGAUUGCUAUGUUUCGAUUUUCCGAGUUGAGAAGAUUAAAACAAAAAUCUUCUCUAGAAAAGAAAUCUUCAUCCGGAAACCGUUCGUCUACAUCUCCGUCGUACGCAACCUGCGAACCCGAUCCAUCAAUAUUAUCAUCAAGCUUGUCCGCUACCGAAGCCCAAGAACUCUAUGGAGAUUCAUAUCCGACCAUUAAAACAUUGGAGGCAGCAUUAAAUGAUUCUUUUGUGAGGAGUUGUGAUACGGGUGGAGAAGAAUCGGUAGUAUAUUGGCCAGUGUUGCCUAUGAGAUUCGUAUGA
Messenger RNA from Acaulospora colombiana, 687 nucleotides. The record is from the annotation of a GenBank genome assembly. Lineage: Eukaryota; Fungi; Glomeromycota; Glomeromycetes; Diversisporales; Acaulosporaceae.